This is a messenger RNA of Parnassius apollo (apollo), 534 nucleotides long. Lineage: Eukaryota; Metazoa; Arthropoda; Insecta; Lepidoptera; Papilionidae. The record is from the annotation of a GenBank genome assembly.
AUGGCGGUGGAUGGAUUGAGGACUGGUAAGUUUGGUUCUGUAGUGACGGAGAUGGUGAUUGGAUCGCUGACUGGUAGAUUUGGUUCUGUGGUGACGGAGAUGGCGAUGGAUGGAUUGAAGACUGGUAAGUUUGGUUCUGUGGUGACGGAGAUGGUUAUGAAUGGAUCGGUGACUGGUAGGUUUGGUUCUGUGAUGACAGAGAUGGCGAUGGAUGGACUGAAGACUGGUAAGUUUGGUUCUGUGGUGACGGAGAUGGUAAUGAAUGGAUCGGUGCCUGGUAGGUUUGGUUCUGUGGUGACGGAGAUGGCGAUGGAUGGAUUGAAGACUGGUAAGUUUGGUUCUGUUGUGACGGAGAUGGUAAUGAAUGGAUCGGUGACUGGUAGGUUUGGUUCUGUGGUGACGGAGAUGGCGAUGGAUGGAUUGAAGACUGGUAAGUUUGGUUCAGUGGUGACGGAGAUGGCGAUGGAUGGAUCAGAGAUUGAUAUUGAUGUGCUCGGUCAACCCGAUCUAUCAUCUGCUUUAAUCAUAGUAUGA